GCGGAAGUUGCCGACAGUCUUCCGGGAAGGGCCGAAGGGGGCUGUCCGUUGCCGUCCGACACACUCACGCACGAACAGAGCCCGCAGUAGGGAAAAGCGGCGGCGCUCUGAGGCGGGGCGGCCCCGGUUUCUUGGCCCCUUCGCUCCUUCCUUCUCUUUCUCUCCUCUCUCUUUUCUCCCCCUCGCUCUUUCUCCUCUCCCUGCCCCGCUCCCUCCCUCUCUCCCCCCCUCCAUCCCCGCCCCGGCCGCCCCGUCCCUCGGCCGACCCCGGCGGGCCAGACCAGGCCAGGCCUCGGGAGUCGCUUCCUCCGCCGCCGGCGCCGGCGCCCCCCUCUUCCCUCUUCCCCCCUCUCUCUCCUCCCCCCUCGUCCCUCCCUCCCCUCCCUCUCACCCCCCACAAGACGGGCCAGGCCGGGCCUCGGUAGCCGGGUGGGAGAGGCCCCGGCCGGAAGGGCGAGAGACCAGCCAGCCAUCCCUACGCCGCCGCCAGCCAGCCAAGCCAGUCAGGAUGAUCAAGCUUUUCUCGUUAAAGCAGCAGAAGAAGGAGGAGGAAUCGGCCGGCGGCACCAAGGGCUCCAGCAAGAAAGCCUCCGCCGCGCAGCUCCGCAUCCAGAAAGAUAUUAAUGAAUUGAAUUUGCCGAAAACAUGCGAAAUAGACUUUUCAGACCAGGAUGACCUCCUCAACUUCAAGCUAGUUAUCUGCCCUGAUGAGGGCUUCUAUAAAGGUGGGAAAUUCGUUUUCAGUUUUAAAGUGGGACAAGGGUACCCACAUGACCCACCCAAGGUGAAGUGUGAGACCAUGGUGUAUCAUCCCAACAUAGACCUAGAAGGCAAUGUCUGCCUAAAUAUCCUCAGAGAGGACUGGAAGCCUGUACUAACAAUAAACUCUAUAAUUUAUGGCCUGCAGUAUCUCUUCUUGGAGCCAAACCCUGAAGACCCCCUGAACAAAGAGGCUGCUGAAGUCCUCCAGAACAACAGACGCCUGUUUGAGCAGAACGUCCAGCGCUCCAUGCGGGGCGGCUACAUUGGCUCCACCUACUUUGAACGCUGCCUCAAAUAGAACUGACCGGCUCCGGGCACAAACCUGCCCUCCCCAUGCCCCUUCAUCUCCCUUCCAGCUCUCCUAAGGGACUCUGCCAACACCGCUGCCUUCAGCCACCAAGGGGGGCACAGGAGUCAGAAAUUGGCAGGAGGCCCCCUCCAUCCUCCUUUCCCCGCUUCCUCGCCCCACCUGCUCGCCUUCCUCCCCCCCCACUGCCAUCCUGGGGCCCCAGCAGCUGCCGCCUCACUAAACCCUCGUACCUUCUCGCCACUCUCCCUGUGUGCUGCUGCGGGGCGAGGGGUGAGGUUACUGCUGCUUCUCUGCCAUGCCCCACCGCAUUGGGGUAGCCACCUGCCCCAUGGGGCUGGGUGUGCGGGACCCCAUGAUGGUGCCUGUUUGCCUUUCUGGGGGCUGUGGUUUUGCUGCUAAGAACAGAAGGCUCCCUCUGUGCUCUGGUACCCCUGCCUGCAGUGUGGUAUAACUGCACUGCAUGAUCCGCAGGCCAUUUGCCUCUCCUUUCCUCCUCCCUUGCUGGGCACCACGGCUUCCGAGCGUAACUAUUUAUUACACAGGGGAGGCUCUCGAGGGCUGGGUGAGUCUGGGAGGCUGAGAGGGGGUGUUGAGCCAUCUCCAUCCUGCCCCAGGUGCCGUGGCUCUGGGGAGGCUGGGUCAGGCCUGGAAUAUUCCUUUUAGAAUCAACUCACUUGUGUGUCUGGUUUUUAAGGAAAAAUAAAAAAACCACAACCAAAACAACCAGUGCUAAUAAUAAUAGUAGUAGUAGUAAAAAUAUAAUGGGGGGCAGUGCUGUCUCCCAACUGUGUCCACCAGGGCCUGCCCAGCAACGAACACUCUCUGCCUCUCCAGUGACUCCUGCGAGCCCCUGGCCAAAAUAAAGCCACUGUACUUCUAGUGUGUCGGGUUAUUAAAGGGGAAUGUUAGCGCACUCAA
Podarcis raffonei (Aeolian wall lizard) is the source of this 1990-nucleotide messenger RNA. RefSeq names its product ubiquitin conjugating enzyme E2 M (gene UBE2M). NCBI's taxonomy places the organism in Eukaryota, Metazoa, Chordata, Lepidosauria, Squamata, Lacertidae. The record is from RefSeq and is a predicted model, not a curated record. The transcript has 6 exons. Bases 509 to 1060 code for a protein of 183 amino acids.